AUGUUUCAUGCAACUAUGCAAACUGCAUUUUUCACCAUAGUUAUUCUACCUGUACGGAUAGUGGCUAUUAUGGUUUUGCUGCUUAUAGCUUGGCUGUUAGCGACCAUUGGUUUGGCUGGUGUUGAUCAGAACGAAUUAUCAGAGAGACCACUUAGCGGAUGGAGACGCUAUGUCAGACGUGCGGUGUACAUGGUCGUCCGGCUUAUGUUCGGAGCGGUUGGUUUCCACCGAGUCAGGACUGUCGGUGAACAGGCCACGCGGAAAGAGGCGCCCGUGCUGGCCGUCGCGCCGCACUCGUCCUUUUACGACGGGCUAGCGGCCGUCGUCACGGGUGGUCCAACAAUCGUAGCUAAGGAAGAGAACUCUUAUAUCCGUCGUUGGAUUUGUUUUGUGGGUCGUUCCGCGUACUUAGCAGGUGGCAUGAACAUGGUUAUAAAGGGGGUGAAAGCUUCCCGUCGGGAGGCCCCCUUACUGGUCAUCGCUCCUCAUUCCACAUUCCUUGACUCUUGUAUAAGUUAUGUGACCGGUUUCCCUUCUAUCAUUGCGAGGAUCGAGGAUGGACUUAACCCUUGGGUCGGAAGAGUAAUAAACUUCACGCAGCCCGUGUAUGUACGGAGAGACGACCCAGAAUCAAGACACAACACAAUACAGGAGAUAAUUCGCCGUGUAAAAUCCGACCAAGACUGGCCUCAGAUUCUAAUAUUUCCAGAAGGAACUUGUACGAACCGAUCGUGUCUGAUAACGUUCAAGCCGGGCGCAUUCUAUCCGGCAGUGCCCGUUCAACCGGUACUUUUGCGGUAUCCGAACAAACUGGACACCGUCACCUGGACAUGGGAUGGUCCUGGAGCGUAAGGGAGACACAAUAUAUACAGUGUGAUCACGAUAAGUGGAAACACUCAAUAACUAUGUGUAGGCUUCAUAUAUUUCAAUUCUACUUUUUCGGCUAACUWAUAAACAUUAUUAAUUAUUAUACAUAUUUUAAAAUAAUUAGACUAUUUUUUUGACAGUUAAUUUUGAGCUUGCGCACAACAACUUU
Diuraphis noxia (Russian wheat aphid) is the source of this 1036-nucleotide messenger RNA. RefSeq names its product lysophosphatidylcholine acyltransferase (gene LPCAT). The record is from RefSeq and is a predicted model, not a curated record. Lineage: Eukaryota; Metazoa; Arthropoda; Insecta; Hemiptera; Aphididae. Gene Ontology annotation, cellular component: endoplasmic reticulum. Gene Ontology annotation, molecular function: lysophosphatidic acid acyltransferase activity.